Molecule: messenger RNA, 1168 nt
Organism: Didymella exigua CBS 183.55
Lineage: Eukaryota; Fungi; Ascomycota; Dothideomycetes; Pleosporales; Didymellaceae
Exons: 1
Coding region: 230-805 (191 amino acids)
Source: RefSeq, a predicted model, not a curated record
AUCAUAAGCCAUAGAUGGGAGCGGAAUCACCUUCAAGCCUGUCUCACUUCUGUCUAGUUCCAAUACAGUCUUUUAAGUCACGUUGUUUGCUCGCGAUCUAGCAGUCUUAUCACCACACCCUUAAAAGCCUACCAAUACUCCACACAGGUAUAUCAUACACUAUUACAGUCUCUACCAAACCCUGUGCCUUUCCUCAGAGAUCAUUUUAUAAUGCACAACUUUUUCGGCGAUGACAACAAUCCUCAGGGCUGCUCUACUACGCAAGGUCUUUUUGGCCCACACCAACCUACCUUCGGUCAGACUCACAGCCAACCCUCUCGAGGCGAUCUAUUCGGUAGUGGCCAGCCUUCUCAACCCAAUCUGUUUGGAGGUCGAUCUGGCCCCGGCUGUAUUUUUGGAAGCAAUGGCGGACCAACUGCCCAACCACAAACAAGACUCUUUGGCAGUAGCUAACCUGCCAAGAGCGGCAGCCUACUUGGUUGCAGUUUAUUCGGCAGUACUCAAUCCUCCGGGGUCAGCCUUUUUAGUGGCCCCGGUGGACAAACUUCCCAGCCCAGUCUCUUCGGUGGUAGUCAACCUUCUGGAAGUGGUCCUUUCGAUGAAUCUCAACCCGCUCCGAGCCUCUCCGGCCCACCUGCUCAAGGCAGCGAUUCCCGGUGCCGAAUUCCUCCAACAGCACCCCAUGUUGAUUCACUGUCUCCUUGUGGCUGAAGUUGAUCGAUCGCGUAACCAGCUCCGGGCAGAAAAAUAUCGUUCAGCGUAUCUUGAGCAAAAGUUACGGGCUGGGCAAGGUCCAAGUCAGUAGCCUUGAUGAAGUGGCGUCAGAAAGGGUGAAGAAGUAUGAUAAAAGAACGACAACCCUAGGUGAGAAAUGCAUACACUGAUUAUGUAAGCUUGUAGGACCAAGGUCGUAGCACAUAUGCGCCUCUCAUGUCGUGGAGAAAGCUGGAUAUGUGAAAACACCUAGUUACAGUCUCCGAAAGCUGUCGACUUACAGGUCUCAUGCAAACAAUCGCUGAAGACCUCCCAUUUUCAGAGCUUGUGUCCGGUCUUUUCCACGAUAUGAGAGGGCGGAUCUUCAUUCUACGUAGCGAAUUAGUAUGCUUCACGGAUUCUGCCACAAUAGCCUCCUCGCUCUCGUUCCCAAUAACAGUGAGAUCUGUAACCC